This is a messenger RNA of Charadrius vociferus (killdeer), 2853 nucleotides long. RefSeq names its product microphthalmia-associated transcription factor (gene MITF). Gene Ontology annotation, molecular function: protein dimerization activity; RNA polymerase II cis-regulatory region sequence-specific DNA binding; DNA-binding transcription factor activity, RNA polymerase II-specific. Gene Ontology annotation, cellular component: nucleus. The coding region runs from base 125 to 1531 and encodes 468 amino acids. Gene Ontology annotation, biological process: regulation of transcription by RNA polymerase II; melanocyte differentiation. The record is from RefSeq and is a predicted model, not a curated record. The transcript is spliced from 9 exons. NCBI's taxonomy places the organism in Eukaryota, Metazoa, Chordata, Aves, Charadriiformes, Charadriidae.
UUCUGCGAGCUCCGACCGCUGGAGCCACCAUCCCGCUUGUGGAAGCUGAGCUGUUUCUCUCUGGUCUUCCCGCAGCAAUUCCGAGCAUCCUGGCGCUUCCAAGCCUCCCUUAAGCUCCUCCAGCAUGACCUCACGAAUCCUGCUACGCCAGCAGCUCAUGCGUGAGCAGAUGCAGGAGCAGGAGCCUGGGGAACAGCAGCAGAAGCAGCAAGCAGCCCAGUUCAUGCAGCAGCGAGUACCCGUCAGCCAGACACCUGCCAUCAACGUCAGCGUCCCCACCAGCCUGCCCCCCGCCACCCAGGUACCCAUGGAGGUCCUCAAGGUGCAGACUCACCUUGAGAAUCCAACCAAGUACCAUAUUCAGCAAGCCCAGCGGCAGCAGGUAAAGCAGUACCUCUCUACCACUCUAGCAAAUAAACAUGCCAACCAAGCCCUGAGCUUGCCAUGCCCGAACCAGCCCGGGGAUCAUGUCAUGCCGCCUGGAACUGGAAGCAGCGCACCCAACAGUCCGAUGGCUAUGCUUACCCUAAACUCCAACUGUGAAAAAGAGGGAUUUUAUAAAUUUGAAGAGCAAAGCAGGGUUGAGAGUGAGUGCCCGGCUCUGAAUACACACUCACGAGCGUCAUGCAUGCAGAUGGAUGAUGUGAUUGAUGACAUAAUUAGUCUGGAGUCAAGUUAUAAUGAAGAAAUCCUUGGCUUGAUGGACCCAGCCCUGCAAAUGGCAAAUACGUUGCCUGUGUCUGGCAAUUUGAUUGACCUUUAUGGCAACCAAAGCAUGCCUCCUCCAGGACUAAACAUCAGCAACUCAUGUCCAGCUAAUCUUCCUAAUAUAAAAAGGGAGCUCACAGAGUCAGAAGCGAGAGCGUUGGCUAAGGAGAGGCAAAAGAAAGACAAUCACAACUUGAUUGAACGAAGAAGAAGAUUUAAUAUUAAUGAUCGUAUAAAAGAACUAGGCACUUUGAUACCCAAGUCAAAUGACCCGGAUAUGCGCUGGAAUAAGGGAACUAUUCUAAAAGCAUCAGUCGACUACAUCCGUAAGCUGCAAAGAGAACAGCAACGCACGAAGGAGCUGGAGAACAGACAGAAGAAGUUGGAACAUGCCAACAGGCACCUGCUGCUCAGAAUACAGGAACUUGAGAUGCAAGCUCGGGCGCAUGGACUGUCCCUUGUUCCGUCUACAGGCCUUUGCUCCCCUGAUAUGGUCAACAGGGUCAUCAAACAGGAGCCUGUGCUGGACAACUGCAACCAAGACAUCAUGCCGCACCACACAGACCUGUCUUGCACUACCACCCUCGAUCUCACUGACGGUACCAUCACCUUCAGCGACAACCUCGGAAAUGUGACUGAACCAACUGGCACUUACAGCGUUCCUCCAAAAAUGGGAUCCAAACUGGAAGAUAUCUUGAUGGACGAUACCCUCUCCCCUGUCGGAGUAACUGACCCGCUACUUUCCUCUGUGUCUCCUGGAGCGUCGAAGACGAGUAGCAGGCGGAGCAGCGUGAGCAUGGAGGACACCGAUCAUGCUUGUUAGCAUAUACUUGGCACACCUUUCAUAAACUGCUUUGUUUCUUGAUCAGUAGAUUAAAUAAUUUACCUUUUGUAGAAUUUUUUUGAUUUUUUUUCUCCUUGUGCUUCAUCAGUAGCCCAGUGUGUGUGCGUGUGUGUAUAUAUUAUAUAUAUAGGAUUUUUUUUAGAAUUUUUGUGAAGAAACUUGUAUAUUCUAUUUUAAAACUACCAAUGCCUCCAAAAUAUUGUACAGCAUAUGUACAGUAUCUGUGAACUGGAUUCGCCAAGAACUUUGAACUGGUCAAAUCUACUCAAAGCAAUAGAAUUACAAAUGAAGAGUCUGUUUCUGCUGGGGGUGGGGGGGAAAAUCACAGAAUUGUAAAUGCUACCUAUUUACUUGGAAACAAAAUGUAAAGUUAAAGAAUGUAAAGAAACAACAGGGGGGAAAAAAGAAGUCCAAUUUGUAAUUGUAUUAAUUGAAUAGUGCUGCCUUAAAGAUACAGUGUCCCUCAAACCUCAGUCUUUGCAAGACAAGUGUUUGGGGAAAACCACCCACCCUACUCCACUCAGAAUACAAACGACGACGAAGUGUUAAGACAUCCUGAUUGUGUUGAUUGUGAUAUAAAAUGCCGUUGCUGAAAAUUGCAGGGAGAUGCGAGUCUCUUUCUCAGAGUGCCCGUUUAAUUUUACUCUGAGCUGAUUUGGGUUUUCCUUUUGAUCAUGGUUCGAGUUUUUUCUCUGAGAUUUUCCUUUUGUUUUGUAACACGCGUUGAUGGCUUGCCAACAGUAAACAAGCAGGAGCACUGUAAGUUGGUAUACACUCUUUGGACAAAAAUAAAUCGAUACAUUUUAUCAGCUGGGCACAUUAUGUUGUACAUAUCUAAUUGGCUUUAUUUUUUUUUAAAAAAAAUUGCAUUGUACAGUAUAUUUUGAUUUGCAUGGAUCCUUAGUUAUCAUCAACUUUUUGUUUUAAAUAUAUUUGUAUUUCAUUUGUAAGAUUUUUGCCUCUUAAUAUUGCAACAAUUUUUUGACAUUUUUAAAACUCAUUGGAAGUUUUCUGCGUUCUUUGUAAACACUUGAAAGGAAGCUUUUAUGCAGGGUUCUGUGUUUUAAGAGAGAUUUUGAGAAUAUUUUGUAUAUUACAGUCUCACUUUGAAAAUGUUUUUAAACACAUUUAAGGUAGAGGACAAAUUUAGACUAGGUAAUAAAACAACUCUGUAGAGAAACUGAACUUAUAUAUUUAUUUUUAGCGAUACAGAAAAAGGUAGUAAUAUGCUUGGAAACGUAACUAUGUAGUUAAUAUACCCGUUAUAGUAAUUUGUGUUUUAUUUCAGCACUGGGGCUGAC